GCCGUGAAAACGCAGCGCGCGAAAAAGAAAAUAUAAACUCGUCGCGAAAUCGUCGCGAAAUCGUCGCGCUCCUGGAAACUUACUAAUUGAGUCCCGUGAUUCAGAAAGAACUAGUUGCAAAAUAUGACUAACCGGAGAAUGGAUAUACUUCAAGUUGUUACUAUCUUUAGCUGCUUGGGACUAUCAAAUGCAUACGGAGUCCAUUUGAGCGAUCUUCAGCAGAAUUUGGCUGCCAAUGGUUCUGUUAUGGUGGCCCCGUUAAACAGCUCGGAUGCUUACAGUGUCUCCAUAAACCUAUCGCAAUCGACCGUUAACAAUUGUCCUUCGCUGGAAAACGCAGGAUCGAUGGCACAAAUGGAGUUCCUGACACGACUAACUGCCGGUUGUCGCUUCGACAAGAUGGUUCCACCCACUGUCUAUAAUAAAGACGGUGAGGAGGUGCCCUUGGGCCUCUAUGCGCGAUUCUACAUUUACGUGAUAAAGAACCUGGACUCGAGUGAUCUGCAGUUUAUGGUGCAGGGUCUUUUGCAGUUGCGAUAUGAAGAUCCCCGACUGGCCUUCUCUAAAUAUCUUCCCAAUCAAAGGCAGCCGAUGAUGGGUGAAUCAGAACUAAAGAAAAUGCUCUGGGUGCCACAUAUUUUCAUGAGCAAUGAGGAGGCCUCUAGCGUCCUAGGAACCAGCGCCAAGGACGAACUCACCUCCAUUUAUCCAAAUGGAACGGUUUUGAUUUCUACAAGACUGCAGGCCACUCUUUACUGCUGGAUGAACUUCCAGAAGUUUCCAUUUGAUGAGCAAAAGUGCACUACAAUCCUGGAGAGCUGGAUGUACAACACUUCGCUGGUGGAACUUCACUGGGAGACCGUUAGGCCCGUGAGUUUCGACAAACAACUGCAGCUGACGGAAUACAACCUUAUUGGUUCCCUGUACAACGAAUCCAUCACGGUGUCCAAUGGUUCUUCUAUGACGCAUGGCGCCUUGGAGGGUAACUACAGCAAGAUCAGCUUUACUGUUUUGCUUACACGAGAAGUGGGCUACUAUGUGAUUGACUACUUCUUGCCCUCGAUCAUGAUUGUGACCAUUUCGUGGGUUUCUUUCUGGCUGCAGGCUGAUCAAACUCCCGCGAGGACUACUCUGGGCUGCACCACCUUGCUGUCCUUUAUCACACUCUCCCUGUCGCAGGAGAACGAUCUCAUGAAGGUGAGCUAUGUUACCAUGUCCGAGGUGUGGUUUCUGGUAUGCACCAUCUUCAUCUUUGGCAGCCUGGUGGAGUUUGCCUUUGUAAAUACCAUUUGGCGAAGGAACAACGAUCUGCAGCUCAAGAAACGCACCACCAAAUACAUUGUCAAGUCCACUUUUGUCCCGAAACGACAUCGGCGACAUGGUUACAGGAGGACCGAUAGCACCCUGAGUACCAUGAGCACCACCAGCAUGGACAAGUCCUGCGGUCGCGACAACACUGUGAUCACCAUAGAGACCCCCAUAAUCAUAGGAGGCAGUCUCAGUCGGGAGGAUUCAGCUAUAAGCUUGGAUGAGCAAGAUGAGACCUCUACUUCGUCGUCCAGCGAUUCUUCAAAGGAAAAACCAGCCCAGACUUUUGCCACAAUGACGCCCAAGGAGGUGUCGCUGUGGAUCGACCGAAAGAUGCGGUUCGUCUUCCCUCUGGCUUUUAUCGUUUUCAACGCCCUGUUUUGGACCCUGGUCUACUGCCUGUGAGGUGUUUAUCAGAGGAAGAGAGUUAUUCUGUGAUCCUGGAGCAUCCUCACCAGUUGCCUCAUUAGACUUAGUCCCUUACCCCUAGAUGCAUUUACAUAUUUUAAGUAUACUUUGGACUUACUUUGUCGAAUUGACGACGGCAACUUAAUAUUAGUAAUUUUUUAAAACAAAUUGUGUAGCAGUAAGAUAUCAAAAAUAACAAAAACAUGAAAAUCUGAAAAGGCACAUUAUUCUCUAAAUUGUAUCACGAGUAAAUUGGCACUGUCGAAUCGACAAAGUGAGUCCAGUCUAGGGUUAAGGCCUGUUUGCACAAUCUGAGUUCCACUCUGAGUUAUUUGGUGUAAACGCGGGUCUAAAGUAUUAAACUGAGAUUUCAGAUAUAAACUCCGAACAUAUAAACCCUGUUAUUUUUACUUUAAAGUACCAAAAACUUGGAGAAGAAAUCAGUUUGCGUAAAGAGGCCUUUAGUAUGUAAUCCCGACAGGUGCUGGAGUUUUCCCAGCCAGGGCGAA
Molecule: messenger RNA, 2225 nt
Organism: Drosophila rhopaloa
Lineage: Eukaryota; Metazoa; Arthropoda; Insecta; Diptera; Drosophilidae
Gene: pHCl-2
Product: pH-sensitive chloride channel 2
Exons: 2
Coding region: 124-1713 (529 amino acids)
Biological process (GO): chemical synaptic transmission; chloride transmembrane transport; regulation of membrane potential
Cellular component (GO): synapse; neuron projection; membrane
Molecular function (GO): neurotransmitter receptor activity; chloride channel activity; extracellular ligand-gated monoatomic ion channel activity
Source: RefSeq, a predicted model, not a curated record